This is a messenger RNA of Jaminaea rosea, 1197 nucleotides long. RefSeq names its product MFS general substrate transporter. The annotation marks the transcript as partial. Gene Ontology annotation, molecular function: carboxylic acid transmembrane transporter activity. The transcript has 9 exons. Gene Ontology annotation, cellular component: plasma membrane. Gene Ontology annotation, biological process: transmembrane transport; carboxylic acid transport. Lineage: Eukaryota; Fungi; Basidiomycota; Exobasidiomycetes; Microstromatales. The record is from RefSeq and is a predicted model, not a curated record.
CUGGAAAGUCAUGCGCUCGCUCUGCAGAUCGUCAAGCUGGCUGCCUACUACGGGGUCUCCAAGGGUACCAUGGCUAGCGCCAUUACCCUCACGAUGCUAUUCCGCAUGGGCGCCGCCAUCUGGGGCAUCGUAGCCGAUGCCUUUGGGCGCCGUGCGGCCCUGACGACCAAUCUGUGGUUUCUGGCUCUGAUGCAGAUUGCAUCUAUCUACGCUUCAACCUUCCCUGCUUUUCUUGCCACUAGAGCCUUCUUUGGCGUGGGUAUGGGCGGAAUUUUUGGCUGCGGAGCCUCACGGGCCUUCGAGUCAAUCCCAGUUCGGGCUCGCGGCGUCUACUCCGGCAUCUUCCAAUCGGCCUUCCCCAUCAGCUACAUCGUUGCCGCAGCCGCGAAUCUCGCCAUCGGCCCUGCACAUUGGCCCACGCUCUUUGCCAUCGGCGCCGGUCUCUCCUUCGCCGUCGGCUGCUUCCGUGCCAUCCUUCCUGAGGCGCCACGCUACCUCGAAGCCCGCAAGGCAGGGCACGCUACCAAGGCAUUCUUCAGCAACUUUCGCAAGAUGAUGGUCGUCGACUGGCCGGUCAUGUUGUACAUCUCGGUGCUGGUCGCUUGGCUUCUGGUCCAUGGGCACGCCUUGCAGGACUCUUAUGUGACCUUCCUCGUCACAUCCAAGGGCUUCAAUAACUCGCAGGCCUCACGCAAUGCCAUCUAUGCCAAGCUUGGGGCCACUUUUGGCAGUCUUGCGAUCGCAUACUUCUCCCAAUCCCUUGGACGUCGUCGCACCAUGAUCGUCUGCCUCAUCAUCGCAGCCGCCGUGCUUCCUGCGGCUGUGAUUCCCACGUCGGAGGGUGCCCUUGGCGCUGGCGCCUUCUGGCUUCAGGCUUGGGCUCAGAGCUGGUCCGUCAUUCCCAUCUACCUCUCCGAGAUCUGCCACCCUUCCUGGCGCGCUCUGGUCGUUGGUCUCAGCUACCAAGUCGGUGCAGCUCUGUCCUCGCCCACGACGCAGGUAGUCAACAUCCUUGCUGAGCGCUUUCACACCAUCACACCCGAGGGGCGCCACGUUGAGGCCUAUGGACCCGUGAUGGCUAUCGUGUCCUCGAUUGCUGUGGUUGUCAUCGUGGUCCUGCUGGCCUUUGGGCCUGAGCGAUUGGGUACGCGAUUCGAGGAAGCGCCCCUUGCAACUGAGGAGGAUGAGGGGAAGCUG